This is a messenger RNA of Panonychus citri (citrus red mite), 1122 nucleotides long. RefSeq names its product tubulin polymerization-promoting protein homolog. Gene Ontology annotation, biological process: microtubule bundle formation; positive regulation of protein polymerization; microtubule polymerization. NCBI's taxonomy places the organism in Eukaryota, Metazoa, Arthropoda, Arachnida, Trombidiformes, Tetranychidae. Gene Ontology annotation, cellular component: microtubule. Gene Ontology annotation, molecular function: tubulin binding. The record is from RefSeq and is a predicted model, not a curated record. The transcript is spliced from 5 exons. Bases 270 to 908 code for a protein of 212 amino acids.
CAUUUCUGGUUUCUUCAUCUUUCUCUCUAUCAUUAUAACUGUUUAUUGAUUUGUUUACUAAAGAUGAAGAUGAUGAUCAUCACCAUGUAGAAAAAGGGAUGAAGAUGAGUGAAAGUAUGAACAGUCUCCAUGAGAAUCCAAUGCCAAGUAAUUUCCAAUAUUUCGUUGUCAUUCAAAUUAUCUUAUUGUAACAAUUUAAAUUCUGACCCAAUUGAUUAUCAUCACUGAUCAACAUUCUAAAUCAAAUCUAAUCCAUAGAUCAACUAAAAAUGACCGAUACCGAUUCCAGGCCGAUCUUAAGUUCAUCGCAAUCAUUACCAACUCCGCCAUCGAGUGGAAGCAAAGAUGUUAAUAAUAACAACAAUAGUAAUGGUCAAGCGGUCCAGCAACAAUCAGUGUCACCAUUACCACCUUCCGAUAAUCCAAUUGAACUGAAUUUCCGUUCAUUUGCUAAAUUUGGCGAUUCCAAAUCAACCGGAGAUUCAAUUACAUUAUCUAAUAGCGAUAAAUGGUUCAAACAGGCAAAAGUUAUCGAUGGUAAAAAGAUAACCACAGUUGAUACUGGAAUAUAUUUCAAGAAAAUUGCUAAGACCAAAAAGGCUUUGACUCUUAAAGAGUAUGAACAAUUUUUGGAGGAAAUUGCCAAGAAUAAAAAGAUUGACGUUGGUGAAAUUAAGCAGAAAUUAACUUUAAGUGGGCCACCAGCAACCACCAAGACUACUACUGCUGCCAAUUCCGCUGCCGUGGCUCGAUUAACUGACCAUACCAAAUACACCGGAACUCAUAAACAACGAUUCGAUGAAACCGGAAAGGGCCGAGGAAAAGUCGGACGAGAGGAUCCACCGAAAGACACUGGAUAUGUUCAAGGAUUUUCCACCGAUUCAACAGUUGAACAAAGUGCUAAUUAAAUUGCUGGGACAAUUAAGUUAACCCAUCAUUCAUCAUCAUUUAAUUAUUAAUAUAAUCCAUUGAUAAAUCAUCAACACGAAUGAUUAACAAUCAAAACGCUGAUCAUAAUCAUUUCAAUUCCUGAUUACAACUAAUGAGCAACUAAACAUUUUAAUUUACGUUUAAUUUUAAAUUGUUACUUAAACAAAAUUCAAUAAACAACAUUAAUUAUCA